AUGUCAGGUGGACUGGACAAUUAUGUAAAAAAUGUCAUUGCCUUUACAAGUGCCGAGAGUUAUCGAGAGUUAGUUGAACUGAACAGAAAAGCACUGACCGAUGUAUUGGAAAAAAGCGGUGUGCCUUUAACGCAAAUUUUAGAGAUGCUUAAUGUGGAAGAGCACUCCCUCUCUUUUGUCACUAUCCUUUUGGCGAAAUUGAAUCAGGCUUGUUCUGCAGCUAAUUCAGAAGAAAUCGAAGAAACGUUAUCACAAAUAGAAAUGUUCUUACCAUUCUUUAAUAGGACGCAAAUUAUUCUUGCUCCGGAUAUUUGUAAAGUUUUCUCUCUGUUUCUUUCUAACCACAUUAAAAAUGUCAUUUUACUUCUCUGUUUCAAUCUUGGUAUUCGGUUUUCAGAUAUUAAUUUCAAUGAGCACAUUUCGCGGGGAAUUCUUUUAUUGAGUGGCGCGAUAAAUGCAAUAAUUGGUGAGCCGGGAGAGUUGACUUCAUUACAUUCUUGCUUAUUUUGUUUAUGCUUGAAGUCGAAACUGUUUGAACCAGCUUUACGUUUUUUGGAAACUCCGGUUUCGAGAAUAAUGAAAGAAACUCCCGGAGACAAAGUUGAUAGGGGAUAUAUGGAUUCACGUUUUGUUUUACUGUACUUUUAUUACGGGGGUCUGAUUUAUGGCGCACUUGGACGCUUAGAUGACAGUUUACUCAUGAUGCAAAAUGUUCUUUGCAUACCAGCUUUACUAACCAGUGCGAUAAUGAUAGAAGCUUAUAAGAAAUACCUUUUAAUGUCUUUAAUAUCACAUGGGAAGGUGAAGGCAUUACCAGGUUAUCGAGCUAUGGUGGUACAAAAAUUGCAGCGGUUUUGCUUUGAAUAUCAGUUUUUUGAAAAUAUUUGUACGAUGGAUAGUUCAGACAAAGACCUGGCCCAGGAGAUUAUGAACCAUUUGCAAGCUCAUCACGCUGUUUUUUUCAAGGACAACAAUGUUGGUCUAAUAAAAAGGUUAGCAAGGAAAAUGCGAGAAGCAUCAAUAAUAAAACUCUCCAAGACAUUUCUCAGCGUUUCAUUGGGCGACUUAGCUCGUAGGUGUCAUUUGCAUGACUGGGGUAAUGCUGAAAGGUAUCUCAUGGAAAUGAAUGCCGAAAACAAAAUUUGUGUGACUCUUGAUAAGGAGCAUGGCCUUGUUUAUUUUGAUGAACCCAAGACUGUCGUAGAUGAAGAGACUUUGAACAGUGUUAUAAAAGCUGGCAUGAACCUAACUUCUUUACUAAAGACGUAUGAUACACGUUUACGCACAAAUUAUAUGUAUAUUGCUCGGUCUACUAAGGUCUCUGCUUUAUGCGCUCAUGAUGACGAAGGUUUUCAGCAGGGUACUUCAGGUGCGAACGUUUUACCAAUGAUGGGUAUUAUUCCUAAUGCUGUAGUUCCUUCAUUUGAAUUGAAUAUGCCGUCCUAA
Messenger RNA from Enterobius vermicularis (human pinworm), 1446 nucleotides. The record is from the annotation of a GenBank genome assembly. NCBI's taxonomy places the organism in Eukaryota, Metazoa, Nematoda, Chromadorea, Rhabditida, Oxyuridae.